This is a messenger RNA of Capsella rubella, 486 nucleotides long. RefSeq lists its product as uncharacterized. NCBI's taxonomy places the organism in Eukaryota, Viridiplantae, Streptophyta, Magnoliopsida, Brassicales, Brassicaceae. Bases 46 to 342 code for a protein of 98 amino acids. The transcript is spliced from 2 exons. The record is from RefSeq and is a predicted model, not a curated record.
UAAAGAGAGAGAGAGAGAGGCAGAGAGCCUUUAGAAAGUUAAGCAAUGGAUCAAUUUCCAACAGUGACGUCGUCUUGCUUCGACGCUUCCUCUGACAAGACAGAUAAUGUCCGGUUUCCCUGUGAGAGAAAGGCGGUGGCGCGUGAGAUACAGCCGCCUCCAAUAUUGCCGUCGAACUUUACGUCGGUGCUGAAGCGAGAGUACACGAGUGAUGGUCGGCUUUUACUUAAGGAAGAGAAAGUGCGUUGUCACGAGUUUUUUCGAAUUCACAGAUCCAACGGUCGUCUCACUCUCCAGCUCGUCUCUCUUGAAGAUGAUGAGGAUCGUGAUUCAGAUGAAUGAUCAUCAGUAUCAUGUCGACAACGGAAGCAACGAUCUUGUUUCUUUCUUGGAAGUCAAUUUACGAAGUUUCAGCAUUUUUGACCAGUGUAAAUAAUCAUCAAUUGUGUCUAAAAUCUGACCAAGGGAAUAAUAGUUGUCUUAAAA